AUGACGGAAUCAAGCACAGGCUCGACAUCAAGGAUCGUUGUUGUGGGUGUUGGAGGGGCUACAUGUUCUGGCAAGACGACGUUGGCCAAGCAUCUGAUUCAGAUCUUGAAUCCAUUGGCAGAUGCCGCCGGCUGUAGCAGCGGUAGCCACCGAGGCGGAAUCACGGACGCUUUCAUCCUGCAUCAGGACGAUUUUGCGCCGCCAGAAGCGACACUGCCGGUGAACGAGGAGUUUGGCGUCACUGACUGGGAUCACCCGCCAACAGCAAUCGACUACAAGCGAAUGUAUGGAACCAUCAAGCACAUCAAGUCUACAGGAUCGUUCCCGCCCGAAUUCACGUCGCAUGACCAUCUCAACUCGCAGCCAGACUGUCCUAUCUCUGAAACGGUCUCUAAGACGUGGAAGGACAAGUUUGGCUCUCUAACGUCAUUAAACACUUUCUCAGCAGGAGACGUACGAAUACUGCUUGCUGACGGAUUCUUGCUCUACUACGAUCCAGACGUGCGCUCGACCAUGGAUGUCAAGGUGUUUCUGCGCACACCACGGGCCAUACUCCGACAGAGACGAGAAGAGCGCUUCGGCUACGCAACCGCAGAGGGCACCGUGUGGAAGGACCCUGAAGGCUACUUUGACAACAUUGUUUGGCCGGCGUACGAGCUGGCGCAUAAGGGCGUCUUCAGCAACCACGAUGUGGAAAAGGGCGAGACACUAUGCGCAGGUGCAGGAGAGAAGUCGAUCGCUGGUGGACCUGUGGAAGGGCUGAAGGUGCUGGACACGGAUCCCACACGAUUUGAAGGAGCACAGCCAGGUCAAGACUCGAAGGACACGACGUUUUCGAAAGAAAUGACUUGGUUGGUGGACCAGACGUGCGCUGCGAUAUGGGAUUUCCUCACCACAAAGCUCUAA
Molecule: messenger RNA, 906 nt
Organism: Mycosarcoma maydis (corn smut)
Lineage: Eukaryota; Fungi; Basidiomycota; Ustilaginomycetes; Ustilaginales
Product: ribosylnicotinamide kinase
Exons: 2
Coding region: 1-906 (301 amino acids)
Cellular component (GO): cytoplasm
Molecular function (GO): kinase activity; ATP binding
Source: RefSeq, a predicted model, not a curated record